CAGCCAUGAGGGUUUAAUAUGAAGUACAGUGUUCGUCCUUUUAAGAAGUGUGAUCCAGCAGCACCGGGCUCGUCUGUGGGCCUAUCGGAAGGUUAGCAGUACACAAAAGACUGCUUUUUAAGGUAGCCUAGCCCUAAUACACCUCCCUCAUUUUCUGCACUGUCUGGAGCAGUCCACAGUGCAGAAUACAAACUAUGAGUAGGACGACUGAGACCGACGAUGCAGCGUUGUGCGUAAUGAAGGGUAGUCUGGAAUAAAUCGCUGCGUAGAAACGCAGAAAGACAAAAUGGGAAUGGCGAGUGAGGACCUGCUCGUGACACUCCAGAUACUACCUGGUUUCUUUUCCAACUGUCUGUUCCUCGCCCUGUACGACUCCGUGGUGCUCGUGAAACGCGCUGUGUCGCUGCUCAGCUGCUCCGGGACCGCCGGCUCCGGAGAGUGGCGCCGUAUGCUGACCUCAGCCGGGCUCCGCUCCAUCUGGAACAGCUUCCUACUGGACGCCUAUAAGCAGGUGAAACUUGGCUGCGAGGCUCCCAACUCCAAUGUGGUAAAGGUGCCUGAUGGCCCUCGGUGGAGCAGCAGUAUCAGUAAUAUGACUAAUGUGCCACCUGGUGCCAGGAACCGAAAUGGAGAAGAGUGCCGCCUUCUGGAUUUUGAGUCAUCAAAUCGCCCUCUGGUGGUAAACUUUGGCUCAGUCACCUGACCCCCCUUCAUCAGCCACCUGCCAGCUUUCCGGCAGUUGGUGGAGGACUUCAGUGAUGUAGCUGAUUUCCUCUUAGUGUACAUUGAUGAGGCUCACCCAUCUGAUGGCUGGGUGGUCCCUCCUAUGGGCACUUGCUCUUUCAACGUCCGAAAACACCAGAACCUGGAGGAGAGGCUGGGAGCGGCGCGCAAACUCAUUGAGCACUUUUCUCUGCCACCGCAGUGUCAGCUGGUGGCCGACUGCAUGGACAACAAUGCUAAUGUGGCUUACGGUGUGUCCAAUGAACGGGUGUGUAUAGUACAACAGAAAAAGAUCGCCUACCUGGGCGGUAAGGGGCCUUUUUUUUACAGUCUAAAGGAUGUACGACAGUGGCUGGAACAGAGCUACAGUAAACGGUAGGAGUAAUCAAGUACAGGGGAGGACAUGUCCCCUAUUUCAGUAGGGAAGUCAUUCAGUUUUAUAUAAUUUGUAUAAAAGGUACAAAUCAAAAGCUGUGUUAUAGUCAGUAGAGGAAAGUCCAUUUUCUCAAGUACUGUACUUGAGUAUUUUGAACUUCUAAUCUGCCACAAUACCGAGAAAAUAUAUUCAUUUAUUCGAUACCUUUAAUUUGUAAUUACUUUACAGAUUUAUAAUAAUAAUACAAAAUUUAAUUCACAAAUAAAUUAUGAUGUAUGAUUGGAUAAAGAUAAGACUUUAUCGAUCCCUUGGACUGAAAUUCACAAGCUACCCAGCAGUAUAUAUAGAAAAAAUAAGUUCCACCAUUACCAACUGCAACAUUAAAGUAAUGUACAAAUGAAGGGCUCAAUAAUUACAAUUCAAUAAUAUAAUACACAUUAUUCUGAAAUGGGCCAUUCUGCAUAAAGAAUACCUUUACAGUACAUACAAAGUGUUACUACUUACUGUCUAUUUACUGUGGUAUUGCUUAUUUAAAAAAACAUCUGAGUACUUCUUCUACCCUGGUAUUGAUUAUAUCAACUGCCAAAAAGCUGUAAUGUAAUUUUAAUUUACUUUUGAAAUCAUCAUCACCCAGUCCAGCACACUAGCAAACUGAUUGAAGGCAACCUAUAAAGCCGAGGUUGAGUUUGUAUUAAAUCUGUUAUUAUGCCCUGCUGCUGAAAUCCUUUUUUACGUGAUUUCCAUUUAAAUUAAAAAUCAAAUAACUUAAUACAGAAGAAAUCACAAUUUCCCAUUUUUAAAAUAGUAAUACAUUUUAAAGGAUUUCAUGGAGAGUUUAAUAUAGAACCUUGUUUCACUGUGGUCAUGUUAACUUGUAUGUAUGUAUGAUUAUUAUCACGAUUUAUCUACCCUUCCUUUCUCUGGAAAAAUGUUCAUUCAUACAGUAGAUACUGACUAUGGUACAUACUGACCAUGGUUCUCCAUCUGACAGCUCAAUGUACAGAUCUUCAGUUACUAUAAAAACCAUUCACCCCCUUUGAGUGUUUUCAUGUUUACAUUAUUGAAUCGAACAUGUUAAUGUUUUUUGACACUGACCUACAGAAACCCUUUUAAUGUAAAAGUAAAAACAUCUUUCCAGUGUGAUCUAGGUAGUAAGUAAUUACCCCCUCCAAGUCUGUAAUUAGUAAAUGAGCCUAUCUGGGCAGGUUAUGCAUCACACAUCUGGACAAUUUUUCAAGCAACAAAUAGGGCUUAUUGUCAUGCGGUAAAACAAAAUUUCUCCCAAUUGGCUGUUUUCUUCGCAGACUGGAUCAAGGAUUUUUCUGUGUUCAUUCACCUAUUACACUCAUGUUUGCAGCAGAGAAGCAAACCCCACAGCAUGAUGUAACCACUACCUGCCCUCCCAGUGGGAACUGUUUUUUAUAAUAAUGCAGUGUGGUGCUUACACGGUUAUUUGGGGUAAAUAAUCCAGCACGAAUUAUGGGCAAGCCAGAAAGGGGUUUAGCUCCCCCAAAUUUUGGCUUCAGCGGGCUGUCGAAAAACUGAUAACUAUAACCAUUUCUAAUGCUUUCACCAAAAGUCAACUGUUUACUUAUUUAAAGUAAUAUAACAUUAUGUAUGUGACACUAUGGUCUUGACCUAAACCUAACAAAUAGUUUUGGUGCCUGAACCUAAUCAAACUGGACCCUUUCACAACGUUAAACACUGAUAAAAGGCAUCUCAUAGAAAGAUAAAGGGUAGGCUACGUUGUGCGUUUAUGAGACACCAAAGGGUGUGACAGAGUACCAGUUAUUUGAUGACUGCCUGCUUCAUUAUAGCUGUUUCCCCCUUUUUUUACCCCGCAUGAUGAAAUAUCAAGCCCAUCCACUAUACUGCUAUUCAGUAAAGCCAGUUAAUAAAAAAGAAAUCAGAUAAAUCAGAGUAUUAUGUUUCUUUCAUAACAUAAUAUUACAAAUUAGUAGAGGGUCACUUAAUUUCCAUUUACAAUACUUACCCUAACAAUAUCAUGAGCAUUACAGAUGUAUAACUUGUCUGCACAGUUUUUCAAUAGUGUGAAAUAACAGAGCAGGAUAAUAAACAUAAGAUGAGUUAUUUCUCCCUGUUAUCUUUUAUAAAGUUCUAUUUUUUUUUCACUUUCAAAUGUGUUUUAUGUCCUAAAACUAAAUAUCUUAAUGUAAACUCAGCUCAGAUCUUAGGAUUCAAAUCUUAGGAUUUCGAUAACAUGGAACCAUUUAAUAGCUUUAAAUUUUCUGAGCUGUUAUGUUGGAUAUGUUGGAAAAAAGGAUCUGUUUGGUAAGGUUGAAGAGAUGGCAUUUAAUCUUAAGGACACACAGUUUGUUCUGAUCACAGUGACAAAGGUGUGCAAAUGAAAACCUUUGACGAAAGAGUCCCUGUCUCGGUCUCUGGUUGGAUAGUGAACUGCACCUGGUCAACAUGACACAGAACCAUUGCAUCUCUUUUCAUUGUCAAUCUGGUAAAACUACUUCUGUCUCAGUAACUGAUAUAGACUUCCCUGUUUCCAUUUCAUCUACUGUACUUUUCAUUUUUUCUAAGUGAAAUGUUUUUUAUUUUUUAAUAUGUCAAAGGAGAGAUAACAAAGUGGAAAAUAAAGGAGGAUGUUUGCUGCUAAAACUACUGUA
This is a messenger RNA of Micropterus salmoides (largemouth bass), 3738 nucleotides long. It is a transcript of the gene dio2, whose product is annotated as iodothyronine deiodinase 2. Gene Ontology annotation, molecular function: thyroxine 5'-deiodinase activity. The transcript is spliced from 2 exons. The record is from RefSeq and is a predicted model, not a curated record. Lineage: Eukaryota; Metazoa; Chordata; Actinopteri; Centrarchiformes; Centrarchidae.